Messenger RNA from Mus caroli (Ryukyu mouse), 2187 nucleotides. RefSeq names its product kelch like family member 17 (gene Klhl17). NCBI's taxonomy places the organism in Eukaryota, Metazoa, Chordata, Mammalia, Rodentia, Muridae. Gene Ontology annotation, molecular function: protein binding. The record is from RefSeq and is a predicted model, not a curated record.
AGCGCCGGAGUGGACAUAGCGGCCAGGCAGUCUUCCUACGGUCCGAAUCAGUCAAACAGCGUUGCGGUGUCUGUCGCGGGUUUGGCGGCUGAAGUUAUGCAGCCCCGUGGCGAGCGGCCUGCGGGCAGGACGCAGAGUCCUGAGCACAGUAGCCCAGGGCCCGGGCCUGAGGCGCCACCGCCGCCCCAGCCGCCGGCCCCUGAGGCAGAGCGAGCUCGGCCCAGGCAGGCCCGGCCUGCAGCCCCGAUGGAAGGUGCGAUGCAGCUGUUGAGCAGAGAGGGUCACAGUGUGGCACACAACUCAAAGCGGCACUACCAUGAUGCUUUUGUGGCUAUGAGCCGCAUGCGGCAGCGUGGCCUCCUGUGUGACAUCGUCCUGCAUGUGGCCGCCAAGGAGAUCCGUGCUCAUAAGGUGGUGUUGGCCUCCUGUAGCCCCUACUUCCACGCCAUGUUCACAAAUGAGAUGAGUGAGAGCCGCCAGACACAUGUGACACUGCAUGACAUUGACCCGCAAGCCUUAGACCAGCUGGUGCAGUUUGCAUACACAGCUGAGAUUGUGGUGGGCGAGGGCAACGUUCAGACUCUGCUCCCAGCUGCCAGCCUUCUACAGUUGAAUGGUGUUCGAGAUGCCUGCUGCAAGUUCCUCCUGAGCCAGCUCGACCCUUCCAACUGCCUGGGCAUUCGAGGAUUUGCAGACACACACUCAUGCAGUGACCUGCUCAAGGCAGCACACAGGUACGUGCUGCAGCACUUCGUGGAUGUGGCCAAGACUGAGGAGUUCAUGCUGUUGCCACUGAAGCAGGUGCUGGAAUUGGUCUCUAGUGAUAGCCUGAACGUGCCCUCAGAGGAAGAUGUGUACCGUGCAGUCCUGAGCUGGGUCAAACAUGAUGUAGACACUCGGAGGCAGCAUGUACCAAGGCUGAUGAAGUGUGUACGGCUGCCUCUGCUGAGCCGAGACUUCCUAUUGGGCCACGUGGAUGCUGAAAGCCUUGUGAGGCAUCACCCUGACUGCAAGGAUCUGCUUAUUGAGGCCCUUAAGUUCCACCUGCUGCCUGAGCAGAGAGGUGUUCUGGGUACUAGCCGCACAAGACCCCGUCGAUGUGAGGGUGCUGGCCCUGUGCUCUUUGCUGUUGGUGGUGGGAGCCUGUUUGCGAUCCAUGGAGACUGUGAAGCGUAUGACACUCGGACUGACCGUUGGCAUGUGGUGGCCUCCAUGUCUACACGUCGGGCUCGUGUAGGAGUCGCUGCUGUCGGGAACCGACUGUAUGCUGUAGGCGGCUACGAUGGAACCUCAGACCUGGCUACGGUGGAGUCCUAUGACCCUGUGACAAACACAUGGCAGCCCGAGGUCUCCAUGGGCACAAGGCGAAGCUGCCUAGGUGUAGCUGCCCUGCAUGGGCUCCUGUAUGCAGCUGGUGGCUACGAUGGGGCUUCCUGCCUCAACAGGUAUGCUGAACGAUAUGACCCACUGACAGGAACAUGGACAUCCAUUGCUGCCAUGAGCACCCGGAGGCGAUAUGUGCGUGUGGCCACACUUGGAGCUUCGUGGGUAUAUUGCCUUCCCACAGAUGGGAACCUGUACGCCGUGGGUGGUUAUGACAGCUCAUCACACCUGGCCACCGUGGAGAAGUAUGAGCCCCAGGUGAAUUCAUGGACACCUGUAGCUUCCAUGCUGAGCCGGCGCAGCUCAGCAGGAGUAGCAGUACUGGAGGGUGCCCUGUAUGUCGCAGGGGGCAAUGAUGGCACAAGCUGCCUCAACUCAGUGGAGAGAUAUAGCACCAAGGCUGGUGCCUGGGAGAGUGUGGCACCCAUGAAUAUCCGCAGGAGCACACAUGACCUGGUGGCCAUGGACGGCUGGCUCUACGCUGUGGGGGGCAAUGAUGGCAGCUCCAGCCUCAACUCCAUAGAGAAGUACAACCCGAGAACCAACAAGUGGGUGGCAGCAUCCUGCAUGUUCACAAGACGCAGCAGUGUGGGUGUGGCAGUGCUGGAGCUGCUCAACUUCCCACCACCUUCCUCACCCACGCUGUCUGUGUCCUCUACCAGCCUCUGACACAUGUCAGACUGCACAGAGGCCCUGAAGCCUCCCACAUGCCUUAAACCCUACGGGGUGGCCCUACCACCUCUGUCUCCUCUACCAAGUGUUAGGGCAGAUCACAUACCCCACCAGAGAUUUCCUGUUCUUCUG